Messenger RNA from Eruca vesicaria subsp. sativa (arugula), 822 nucleotides. NCBI's taxonomy places the organism in Eukaryota, Viridiplantae, Streptophyta, Magnoliopsida, Brassicales, Brassicaceae. The record is from the annotation of a GenBank genome assembly.
ACUACUUCCCACCACCACUUAAAUCUCUUUCUCCAAAACUUUCAUUUCUUCAUCUCUCUACAGAAAUCAAAAAAAAGCAAUGAGCUCAAUGAUGGAAACUCUCCAGAUUCGCAAACCCACUUCUCUCCCCGUUUCUCAACAACGCCUUACUCCCUCCUCUAAAGAUGAUGAGCAUGGUGUUAUACGCCGUCGUCUCUCUUCUCUCUCACUCAAUCUCCUAAACCAACCAUCAGAGAUCGCAUCUCGCUUCCCCAAGUCCAAAUCCGUUUCAGAUAUGGGAAAGCAAGUAGGAAGCUCUGUUAAAGAAUGGUGGGAAUGGGGCUGGUCGUGGAUCCUCUCUAGGAAACCUAUUUUCAUCAGAGAUCUCGAGCUUAACAGAGAGGAAGCUAAAACUAUUGGUUCUCAGAACAGAGGAAGUAUAAUGCACGUCUUCUUCAAGGUCCGUUCUCAGAUCCGAAGUCUCAUGGGCUCUUCUUCCGACACUCUUCCCAAAUACAAGCGUCAAAAAUGAUGAAUAUUGUCAAAUUUCAGACGUACGGUUGAGAGAUAUUGUGAUUUGUCUCUAAAGAAAAUAUGUAUUGGUUUCCUUUUUCGGGCAUGAACAGUUGGAGUAUAAUCAAAUCAUAUACACAAAUGUUUUUGAAAAGAAUGCGAUGUUUAUUUUGUUGCUAUAGUUAAUUUCAUUAUUUGUUAAUUUGAUUUGUUUUUUUACAUGUUGUGCAGUAUGUGUAUUUAAUAACCUUGCGAUAUAGAAAUCUGUUAUUCUGUUAUAAAACGCGCCAAAUUCUUUGGCCACCGUCAUCACAAGUGGUUGCAAUUGAA